Molecule: messenger RNA, 423 nt
Organism: Leptomonas pyrrhocoris
Lineage: Eukaryota; Euglenozoa; Kinetoplastea; Trypanosomatida; Trypanosomatidae
Exons: 1
Coding region: 1-423 (140 amino acids)
Source: RefSeq, a predicted model, not a curated record
AUGGCAUUUCCUGCAGCGUCUGCGUGUGGGGUUGGAGGCUAUGACCCUUACCCUCCAGCGUCGUACCCAAACCCGCAGUUCGCAGGGUACGGCCCACCGCGGCCGCCGGGGCCGGCAUACGGAAUGCCGCCGCAACCCGGCUACGGCAGUCCCUUCGGCGGUGCGCCUCCCGGCGCGUACGGGGGUCCGUACGGCGGCCCGUACGGCGGUCCCUAUGGCGGUCCAUACGGUGGCCCCGCACCCCCACCACCGCAACCACAGGUGAUCUACGUCCAGCAACCCGCACCGGCAGUCCAGCCGUCGAAUCCUACUAUCAUCGUCCAAGGCGGUUGCGAUUCUAGCCGCUACUACUGUCGACGCUGCCGGGCGUACCAUCGGGAGCGGUAUUGCCCGUACGCGAAUAGCGGCUGCGGUGCGCAGUAG